Odontomachus brunneus is the source of this 2635-nucleotide messenger RNA. RefSeq names its product ornithine decarboxylase 2-like. Gene Ontology annotation, cellular component: cytoplasm. The transcript is spliced from 7 exons. Lineage: Eukaryota; Metazoa; Arthropoda; Insecta; Hymenoptera; Formicidae. Bases 283 to 1566 code for a protein of 427 amino acids. The record is from RefSeq and is a predicted model, not a curated record. Gene Ontology annotation, molecular function: ornithine decarboxylase activity.
CCGUACGUGCAUAAGACGAAUAAUUUCCCGCGUUAGCAUUUUUAUUCGACGACAAUCCGUGCUGAUGCACGGAAUUCCUCGGGUAAUAAUUUUCGCGUAACGAUAGUCUUAUCACUGAGUAAGCGGGAUACUGACUGUAUUUAGCGUGGGACACAAUGCUUAUCACAAUAUCUCGAGCCGUUUAUAAGUACUUAAAUGUUUUUACUUUUCCUCACCGCUAUACAUUUCGCGCGGAGAGUUUGUUGCGCUCGUUUCGUAUACCAGCACUAGUCAUCGGACAAUAUGUCUCUCCACAACUUCAACGAACUCAAAGUCUUUGACGACGCGGUGGACAACAUGGACAUUAUCAGGACCAUAAUCGCUAUGGAAAACCAAGAGGAUUCUUUCUAUAUCGUGGACAUUGGUGAUAUUAUUAAGAAACAUUGCGAAUGGAUUACCAAGAUGCCAAAGGUUGUCCCGCAUUACGCGGUUAAGUGCAAUCCUGAUCCGACAGUUGUCAAGGUGUUGGCCGCUUUGAACGCUGGCUUUGAUUGCGCGUCUGAGCAAGAGAUUAGGCAAGUGAUGCAGUACGGCGUGCAGAGUGAUCGUAUCAUAUUCGCGAAUCCGACUAAGUGCCCGUCUCAUAUUAAAUUCGCCAAAAAGAAGAACGUCAGUCAGAUGACGGUGGACGGCGAACUGGAGCUUCUGAAGAUCAAGGACUUUUAUCCCGAGGCCAAAAUCGUGAUACGCAUACGAUGCGACUCGAAGAAUUCGCCGGUCCCUCUGGGAUCGAAAUUCGGCUGCGAACCGGAUGAGGAAGCCGUGCGAUUGAUACAACUGACGAAGGAUCUCGGUUUGACGUUGCACGGGUUCAGCUUCCACGUCGGCAGCCCAUGCGGCGAGCUAAACGCAUUCAGCAAAGGCAUCGAAAUGUGCAAACAAUUGAUCACGAUCGCUAGAGUGAUAGGCUGUAAAGACGUGCAGCUAAUUGACAUUGGCGGCGGUUUUCCAGGCGCGAGUGGAACAGAUAUCGAUAAGCUCGCCAACAUCGUGAACGAAGCUAUCGAAGACCUCGAUCCCAGCAUACAUGUCAUCAGCGAGCCGGGACAAUAUUAUGUUACCUCGGCGUUUACUUUGGCUUCGUAUUUGCACUCUAAGAAAGUCGUUCGUAGAGGCGGCAAAAUAAUGAGAAUGUACUAUGUAAACUGUGGAGUAUACAAUUCGUUCAUAGAGGAGAUGUUAGGCUUGAAAGCUAGAUAUCCGCAGUUUGCCUUUGAGCCGGCUAAUCAUGAGAAAUUUACUUCGACUCUAUGGGGACCGACUUGCGACUCAUACGAUGUCAUUCUUAAAGAUGUGUUGAUGCCGGAACUUCGCAUCGGCGAUUGGUUGGUCUGGGAAGAUAUGGGUGCUUAUACUUUAUCCAUAUCUACUACGUUCAAUGGAUUCGCUAUUCCAAUAGUCAUACCGAUUAUCAGGAAAAGUCAAUGGAAAAAAUUAACGUCAGAAGUCAGAUCGAUGCACAUAUCCACGGACAUUAUAGAAUGGUCCAACUCGGUCGAGAGGGAAGACUAUAUCGAGAGCCGCUGACAUAUAUUAAAUCGAUUACCGUAGGAUUAGGAUAAAAUAUAAAAUUUUGACGAUUAGAUCAACCAAUAUUUUAUUUAUAUACUAAUAUUUUUAACUAAUAUUUUAUUUCUCUCGAAAUCUAUUUAAUCUCUCUUAAUAUCGCAUUCAUAUGUAUAUCGUGAUAAUUACGGAUAUCGCGAUUUUUAGCAUAGAUUGCUCAAGAGACGCGGUAGCAUCUCAACGCCUCAAGAUAAUUUUAUUUUAUCUUUAUAAGAUUUUUUUAGAAGAUAAGUAACACACGGCGACGUGUAUCUAUGAAAUGAAUUUCUUAAUAAGAAAAUGUGUGCCGAAGACUUUUGUCUUCUUACAUGAAUGAGUGAUGUGUAUCUUACAUGUAUAAUGAUAUAUAUAUAUAUAAUACACAUAUAUGUAAAUAUGUAUAUAUGUACACAGGGUAUUUCGUAACAUUCGUAAGAACGUAGAAUUGAGAUAAACAUGAAAAUCCUAUAUAGAAAUAAAAAGAAUAUUCGUGAAUGAUCAUACACACGCGCGAUAUGAUAGGUGAGCUCUACUAGUAUUGUUGUAUGCUUGUACAUUAGGACAAACUGAACAAAAAUGUCUUUCGCAAAUAAUUACGUAGAUUUUUAGUUAUUAAUAAAAGAAAAUUGUUACAUAAUUAAGCGCGAUAAUGCAUAAAUCUUCUUUAAUUAAUAUCUAAAAAUCUAUGUAAUCGUUUGCAAAAUGAUAGAGGACUUUUUUAUUCAGUUUGAUCUAUUAUAUAAGUAUACAGUGACAGACGGUGCCACUAUAGUUUAUUUACUAUAUUGCGCGUGAUUAUUCACUAAUCUUCUUUAAUUAAUAUUUUGAGAUUGUUGCGAAUAUUGCAAAACGGUAUGAGACUUUUAUGUUCAUCUCAAUCCGUUCUACGUUCUCACGAACAUUGUGGAGACAAAUCUGGAAUAUGUAUACGUAUAUGAUAUGUAUAUACGUAUGUAUAUGUAUAUAUUUAUAUAUUUAUAUGCAUGUGAGGAUAAGAAAUAUAAAAUGUUUAUAAGAUUUAAAUUAUUUUUCACGCACAAAAUUACCAAAA